ACAGCGUUGUCCACUUUCCCCGAGGUUUUCUUUGCCCCAUGGAGUUGCUCCGGUGGAUCUCGAAGAUUGCAUAUGGAGCAAAGCUGGCCUGACUCAGAAACUGCCGAAUCGAUACACCCCAAAACAACCAAUAGUGAAGCUGAUAACGAGCUCUACCAGGUAUACGAUCGACGUAACGCCUCCUCAAUAUGGACACCUCGGAAUCGUGCCACUUUCUGCACAACAUCUCAUUACCUCGGGUUCAGGAGUUGGAGAUUGCAUCAUGGGAAGAUACAAAUCCUCAAGGUAGGUCCAGGUACUUUGUAUCAAACUCUCUUCUUCUCCAAUCCUGAUCUCCCUCACUCUUGUCCCGUCCUUUUCUCGCUUGUUCUUCCUCUCCCACCGCCAGAAUGGCUCAGAACACAUUGUCUAAACUCAUUGUCAACCAAUACAACCUAUGGCUUGUUAUAUUCGUGGCCUUGGGAACCAUUUCCACAGCGUACGGUCUGGCCGUGAUUGGGUCUACUGUAGGCCAGCCUAACUUCUACACCUACUUCAACCUGGCCACGGCCGGUGAACCAGGCUAUGCCCAUACCACCAACAUCAUUGGUGCUCUCAACGGCGUCAACUCGGCAGGAGCUAUAGCAGGUUGCAUCUUCCAAGCCUGGUCCGCAGACUACCAUGGCCGCAAACGCACCAUGCAGAUUGGCUGCUUCAUUCUGAUCAUUGGAGGCGCGCUGUGUGCCGGUGCGUACGAUAUCGCAAUGUUCCUCGUGGGAAGGUUCGUAGCAGGUAUUGGUGCUGGGAUUCUUGCCUGUGUCGUCCCCAUUUACCAAGCCGAAGUUUCGACACCCGAGACUCGAGGAGCCAUGGUUUGUGUUACUGGAAUCAUGUACGCCUUUGGGUACAGCCUUGCAGGCUGGGUCGGAUACGGCUGCUACUACAUGAAAGCCAGCGACCCUUCAGCUCAGUUCUCCUGGCGCUUCCCACUAGCAUUCCAGAUUUUCUUCCCAAUCGUGGUUCUCGCCGGCAGCAAGUUGAUCCCAUACAGUCCUCGUUGGCUGUUGUCCAAGGGUCGUCGACAAGAGGCUCUCGACAUCGUCAAGAGGUUGCACAAGUCACCCGCCGACCCGGAAGAUACCAAGGCACGACAGGAGUUCUGGCUCAUGGAGAAGCAAUAUGAGAUGGACGCCCAAAUGAACUUCGGACACUUUGAGCUUUUCAAGACUCCUGCCAACAGGAAACGAGCUUUGAUGGCUUGUGUAUUGAUGUGGGGUGAUCAGUUCCUAGGUAUCUUCGUCAUGACAAACUACGGUGUUCUGAUCUACGAAAGCUUAGGUCUCAGCGGCUCGAUCCCUCUCCUCCUCAACGCAUGCUGGACCACCCUGACCAUCAUCGGCAACACCUGGACAGCCUUGUUCAUCGACCGCUUCGGUCGGCGCAAGUUCAUGCUCAUCGGCUCAGCCGGCUGCAUCACAGCGCUGAUCUGCCUCUGCGCCCUGACCGCAUCCUUCCUCAACACAACCAACAAAGCUGGCCUGAACGCCGCCGUGUUCUUCGUCUGGUUCUACAUUUUCUGGUGGUGCUUCUUCAUCGACGCCACGCAGUACGUGUACGUCUCGGAGAUCUUCCCCAAUCAUCUCCGCCCCUACGGUGUGGCACUGGGCUUGUCGGCGUUCUAUCUCGCCAGCGAAGUCACGCUCGUCGGCGCACCGGUGGCUCUCAACAAGAUCGGCUGGAAAUUCUACUUGGUUUUAAUCAUCCCCAGCGCCUUCUAUUGGGUCGUCAUAUUCUUCAUGUUCCCGGAAACUAAAGGGCGAACACUCGAGGAGAUUGGCGACGUCUUUGGAGAUAAUCUUCAUGUCGCGAGUCAUUGGUACAAUGCUUCACCCGAGGAGAAGGCGAGAAUGGCGGAGCAGGCUCUUAUUGAGACUGAGGGUGGUAUCGUCCGUGAGAAAGGUUACCGCGGUGCUGCUGCCAACGGAGCUGCUGAAGUCGAGGUACCUGAGGAGAAGGUUGGCGCUGUGCAGGCUGAGAACGCGACUGUCCCUCGUGUGUGAAGUAAGACGAGUCGCGGAGUAUCAACCAAACCCUGCUGUUGGUACAUGCGGCCAGCAUACACUAUAGGGAUAACCCUGGAUUUGCCAAUCCCGGGUUGUUUCUCCCUAUCCUGCCUGGGAUGUAAAAGCACAGAGAUUUGGACGGCGAAGAGAACACACGAGGACACUAGACAAGCGGAAGAUUACUAAAUGUGCAGUUAGAACUCCAGAUAUAUUAUGCUUAUCUUGCUACACCUCA
Molecule: messenger RNA, 2277 nt
Organism: Exophiala viscosa
Lineage: Eukaryota; Fungi; Ascomycota; Eurotiomycetes; Chaetothyriales; Herpotrichiellaceae
Product: MFS transporter
Exons: 4
Coding region: 390-2039 (549 amino acids)
Biological process (GO): carbohydrate transport; transmembrane transport
Cellular component (GO): membrane
Molecular function (GO): carbohydrate:proton symporter activity
Source: RefSeq, a predicted model, not a curated record